Messenger RNA from Durio zibethinus, 3503 nucleotides. The record is from RefSeq and is a predicted model, not a curated record. Lineage: Eukaryota; Viridiplantae; Streptophyta; Magnoliopsida; Malvales; Malvaceae.
AUUUCAUUGCAAAGUCCCUUGGGAAAAAGGAAGCAAUUCAUGGCAUAUGCCGGGAUGGAUUGAAGCACCGAUUUAUUGAAUAUUUUCUUGCUACUUCAGAAAAACAUUUCUUCAAUUGCUGGCAUGAAGGGCUUGGUUUUUCUGUUGUUGGGUUUGGUCCUGAAAUAAUAAAAACAACAAACAGGAUGGAUAAGAGAAGCGGCCCAUAUGGGGGGAUAUAAAAAUGGGCUUGGAGAAGAGAGUGGUAGUGGGCAGUGGGGGAGGUUUUCUUAUUGUAAAAAGAAAGGAAGAAGAUGGGUCAAGCAGCGUAAGCCUUGCACUUGCAGUUUGAAGCUUCACUCGUAUUUUACUUUGAGCAGACCGCCGGGGUUUUGCAAUUUGCAUUGCUCUCUUUGGAUUUUUUACCAUUUUUGUUGCAGUAAUAAUUCAUUAAGAAGAAAAAAAAAAAAAAAGCCACCGGCGUUAAAAAAGGAAAGAGAACUGGAUUUGGAGGCUUAGCUGGCAGAGCAGAAAAAAUGGGAAUUGGAAUCCCAGGGAAGGGAGGUCAGGUGAGGUGUAAUUGCCGGCCAUGAACGAUACUUUCUAUGUUAGUCCGAUAAGACGAGGCUGCUGCUGCUCUCUUUUAUUGCAAUUGCUAUUCAUUACCUCUUUCUUACCCAAAGCCCUAACGCUCCUCCGCUUCUUCUCUUCCACCCUCAUCCUGCACCAGACUGCAGUUUGCGUAUAACCAAGAUGGACGAUACCGAAAUGUUGAAACAGCAAUUACCAAAGGCUUCCCAAGAUAACCUUGUCGAUGCUGCCGUCCAACAUCAACUGUCGCCGCUCCCCACCCAGGUUAAAAAUACCAAUGAAGCAAUUGCUGAUAAGACUUUAACCUUGCCCACUGAUGUUAAUAUGAGUCAUAAUCCAGCUUUGCCGGAUAAACCUUAUGACAAAUCUUCCAAUGAUGCUAAUACAAAUUCUUGCGAUGCUCCUCCUCCUGCUGAAUCACUAGAGAAGAAAACCAAUGGAGAUGCUUCUCCUCUUCCUUCCUUUACACCUAUAUCUGGACCCAAAAGGGUGGAGAAAUCAAAGAGUUGGUUGCUGGAUCCUGAGAUGGGGGAGUCUGAUGAAGCUGGAACACAGGAGGAGCAAGCAGCAUUCAUGAAGGAGCUGGAAAGUUUCUAUAAGGAUAGGUCGUUGGAAUUCAAGCCCCCUAAGUUUUAUGGAGAACCACUAAACUGCCUUAAGUUGUGGAGAGCUGUUAUUAAAUUGGGUGGCUAUGAAGUGGUGACUGCAUCGAAGUUGUGGCGGCAAGUGGGAGAGUCUUUCCACCCCCCGAAGACCUGCACAACUGUCUCUUGGACUUUCCGCAUUUUUUAUGAGAAGGCACUAUUAGAGUAUGAAAAGUAUAAGAGGGAGAAUGGUGAGAUUCAACUUCCUGCUUCUUCGUUCCCUCAUACAAGUGGUGAAAAGGAGUCAAGUGGCUACCUAGCCUCAGGGUCAGGCAGGGCACGCAGGGAUGCUGCAGCCCGUGCCAUGCAGGGUUGGCAUGCUCAACGUUCUGUUGGAUAUGGUGAGAUUACCGAGCCCAUUAUUAAGGAUAAGAGCUUGAGUUCUACUUCGAAGCGUGAAAAACAUCUCAAACACAUUGGUUUGCACAAGCAGAAGACACUAAGCAUGGAGCUUGCUGAGAAAUCUGCACAUGAACCAGAUAAGCAACUAAUCACAGAGAUUGUUGAUGUUGGAUCACCUGCUGAUUGGGUGAAGAUCAAUGUGCGUGAAACAAAGGAUUGCUUUGAGGUAUAUGCUCUGGUCCCUGGGCUCCUGCGUGAGGAGGUGCGAGUUCAAUCAGAUCCUGCUGGACGUUUGGUUAUAACGGGUCAACCAGAGCAAGUUGACAAUCCCUGGGGUAUCACGCCCUUUAAGAAGGUUGUGACCUUACCUGCAAGAAUUGAUCCACUUCAAACAUCUGCUGUUGUUAGCUUGCAUGGUCGACUCUUUGUACGGGUCCCUUUCCAGCAGGGAUCGGUUUGAACCUUGUGUCAUUUGGCGCAAAAUCAAUUUUAGUGUAGGCAGUUUAAUCAUUGAGGAGAAAUCUAAUUUCUGUAAACAUGGUAUUGUUGAAUUAGUUGCGUUUUUCGUUUGUUGGUCCUGUUGAACAAUUGGAAAAGCACUUUUUUUUUCUUUUUUAAUAAUAAAUAGUUCAAAAGCACUAUUGUGAAGGAAAGAGAAUGCAGUCAAACUGUUCGGGUGCCGCUGGAAGAGAAAUUGCAAAAGGAAAAGGGAAGCACGACAUCAGUUGAAUUGAAUGCUUUGGAUAACCUAUGAAGACGGUUGGAUAUCCGUUUAGGAGCUACAACUCCAGGGUCUAGAGAUGGUUUUAGGGCUUAAAGAUGCUUCCCGACAAACAAAGCUUUGGCUUCAGAAGGAAACAUCAUCAAGGAGACAGAAAGAUCCUUUGUAUGUGUUGUGUCUAUCCAAGUAGAUCUAAAUUGCCGUGUCAUCUUUGUGGGCAACUCAAUUAAAUUUUUUGUUAUUCGUAAAAUUAUCAAACUAUAAAUCCUGAUUACCAACAAACCAACCACAGGAGAAACCAAGGUGGUUGUGGUCCCUGAAUUAACAGUCAGUGCUGCAGCCCUGCAAUUGUGGCCCAAAAACAGGUGUAAAUGGACCCAAACCCUAGCCACCGGUUUGGACACGUCUCGAGAAUCAAGAUGAAAAGGGCAAUCAAAGUUUACAACCCACCCUCACUGUCAAUACCGCAAUCAGGGUGACUGAGGUUUGUUUGACUAUUUCUGUUCCCAGCCAUUCACAAUCACAGCUCUCAGAGGUGAUGAUGGGGCAGAGUGUUUGGGGAUGAUUAUUUCUUAUAAAAUAAGGUCAUGUGGAGAUACCUACCGCUUCAUUGGAAGAAAACAAUGAUGCAUGUCGACGUCGCAACCAGCAUCAUCCAUUUUGAGGGUCCAUUUCUUGACUUUGCGUGGACAGCUCCUCCAGCUUUAUCCAAAUUCCUAACUCCGUAAAUUACAAAAGAUGAUACUACUCUUCAGGAUCCAAAUAAUCCCACCACCAGUUGGUUGAUUAUUUGAAGGCCAAGACGAAGCUUUGCCGCCCCUGCAAAGUUCAGCUGAUUAUAGACAUGUGUUAAUAAUUAGGUCACAAUUUGGUAUUCAGGUCCUCAAGUUCAUAUGUUCUCCAUUUCCAUUUGUAGUCCUUCAAUUAAAAAAUUUGAAAGAUUUUUAUUCACACAGGGUGAGUAUUUAAAAUUUAAUUAAGCUCAUCUAUCAUUUAUAACAUCAGAAAGCAGUUAAGAUGGUGUACUGAAUUCGAAAUAAAAUUAUCUUUGCUUUUGGUAUUUAGACAAGAAAAAUUCCAGAAAAAAAAAAAAUAAAAAAAUGGAAGAUAGCCGAAAAUGUCAUGUUUCUUGCGUCAAGGAGGUGGCACAAACAGAUAAAGUAAACCAAAAUAUCCUUUAAUUUCUUUUAUAAAUGUCAAGUUUUAAUACUUGCUGAUGACAGAAA